AUGGAGUUGCAACGAGAGCGUGAAUUACAAGAAGAAGCUGAACGCCAGCGAGAGUAUCGCGAAAGACAGCUCCAAAUGCAAAGAGAAUACGAGUUGGAAGAGCAGCAGGAAAUUGAGCGACAACUGCAACUUCAACAGGAGCGCGAACGUGAGCGUGAAAUACUAGAACAACAAGAGCGCGAAAGGGAAUUGCAAUUACAACGUGAGCGUGAAAUUCAGGAACAGGAAGAGCGAGAUCGGGAGCAUCGCGAACGACAACUACAAAUUCAACGAGAGCGUGAAAUUUAUGAAAGACGUGAGCGUGACAUCCAAGACUCUCGCGACCGCGCAACUCCUGAAAGACGUGACCGUGAAUUCGGCCAACCUCAGACCCCGUCACCUCGCUCGUCUAUACAAGUUCAAGCACAACAGAAGCCUUCUCGUCAAAAUACGCCCCCCCAGAUGGUUACUGUUAAGGACAAUGUUCAUGACUGGGUUGAAAACCAGCGUUCAACUGUAAGGGAAUUCCGAGAGAACGAUUGGAAUGAAAAACACGUACGCGAUGAUGACUAUGUACCUCCUAAGGACAAUGAUUGGAAUGAUAGGGAUAGUGCAAGAAAAACUUCAAGAGACACUGACUGGGAUAAUCCGGGACGAAAGUCGUUGAGGGAUCCUGAAUGGUUCGACAAAGGUGGCAAGCGUGGUGGGAGCGACAGGGGAAGAGAUAGAGAUGUAGAUAGGGAAGUGGAUCGAAGUAGAAAAAUCUCUAGGGAAGAAUUUGAUGAGAUGAAUCGGCGCGGUGGCCGUGAGGAUUGGGAACGAGGGCAUAAUCAAAGGGAUGAGAGGGGUAAUUAUCCGGAUAAUAAUUGGUCUGAAAGGGAAAGACGCUCACAACGCGAAUCACGGGAUAUGGAUUGGGAGGAGCGAAACCAACGAGGCCGAAGAGGCCCGCGGGACCCUCGAGAUCUUGAUUGGGACGAUAGAGACAGACGUCCUCUUCGCGAUCCUCGAGAUUCCGACCGGGAUAAUCGUGGUACUCGCGACCGUCGAUUAGUACUUAAUGAGCGGGAGAGAUCUAAUCCACGUGAUUACCGUGACUCUGAGUGGGACGACCGUCGAUAUCCCUCACCGCGCGGAUCACGAGAUUAUGAAUGGGAAGAACGUGGUCGUCCUAUUCGCCGGACUGUUCAUGAUCGAGAUUGGGAAGCCCAUAAUGAUCGCCCAUCACCUCGCGAAUAUGAUUACGAUGACCGCGGUCGCCCGAUACCGAGAGAUCCGCGUGACAUUGACUGGGACGAAAGGGCAUCAAGACCUAGUGAAGGUGAUUGGGACGAGAGAGGUAAUAGAGGAUUGUCUCGAAAUCAUCGUGAAUUUGACAGAGACGACCGGUCAUCACGUUACAGUGCGAAAGAUAUGAGGGAUGAAAGAAGUCGGGUUUCGCCACCCGGGGGUGAUAAUAAUGUACCGGAUAACCAUCAAAGGGCCUCCUUAAAGGAGGGUGAACGUGAAUACGAUGAUGGACGUGCUCUCUCAAAUGGGCCCAAUAAAGCUCAAGACGAUAAACCGUCAGCGGAAGGACAAAGACAUUUAACUUCUCAACCUAUGACACGAGUAGUGUCGCUUCCUCCUUCUCCUGAAGAAUUAGGAAUCACUGAUGUGGCCGAAGAGUUGAGUAGUUUGCGUGAAAUUGUAGAGAAUUUGGACCUUGAAACGGAUUCAUUUGACGAGGAAAUCGGCCUUGAAAAGGAUGACGACUCUACUAUUACUCGUCCAAUUCGGAUUACCGAAGAUACAUGGAAACAACUGGCAUCGUUAAAUAAUAAUGGAGAGAAUGGCAAUUUCGUUUAUGAUAAUGUUGAAGAUCGAUCAGAUGACAAAGCUGCAAUUGAAGAGGGUGACGUUUCCGAGUCUCAACGAAAGACAAUAACACCCAGUGACCAGUUAACGGACGCAUCUCUGUUAUCUUCAGCAAUUGAGACGCUGGCUGAAUCAGUUGGAACACUUAAUACAGAGCAAAGUCAACCGAUUGUUGGCGGGGCUGAAACUGAAACUGCUGGCAGCCCAGUUCCUAAAGUUACGUCUGCUCGACAGAGAGCGCUGAGAAGGGAUCGAUUAGCCGGAUCACCUGGGGCGAUGUCUACUCAUGAGAAAGGAUUGCUUUUCCUGCAACUCCCUUU
This is a messenger RNA of Paraglomus brasilianum, 2156 nucleotides long. The record is from the annotation of a GenBank genome assembly. NCBI's taxonomy places the organism in Eukaryota, Fungi, Glomeromycota, Glomeromycetes, Paraglomerales, Paraglomeraceae.